AUGACAUUACUAACCAAAGUUCUCCAUUUGCCCGUGCAGUACCCUCUAAUCCGGGGCAUGGUGUCCUACGCUGUGAUAUGGCCGACGUGCAGCAUUGUCCAAGAGUACAUAGCAAAUGGAACUACUAUAGAAAACGCUGACUGGGCCCGCGCUGCUCGCUUCGGUUUCUUCGGGACAUUCUUCAUGGCUCCUGUCUUCUACGGCUGGAUGAAAUACACAAGUCGCUUCUUCAAGAACAAAACCUUAGCCACAGCGAUCACCAGAGCGGCGAUAGAACAGGUGUCUUAUUCCCCUUUAGCUAUGGCAUAUUUCUUCUUCGGCAUGAGCGCUUUAGAGCUAAAACCUUUUUCAACAUGCGUGAACGAAGUUAAGGAGAAAUUCUGGCCGACUUACAAAAUAGGCGUAGUAUUCUGGCCGACGGCACAGACUAUAAACUUUUACUUCGUUUCUGAGAAGAAUAGAAUAGUCUUUGUGAGUGCUGCGAGCUUUAUAUGGACCGUGUAUCUUGCACACAUGAAAGCCAAAGAACAGCAGCUAGAGACAAUCCCUAAAUUAUUGGAGAAUAUAUCGGAUGAGGAGAUGUAUGACUAUACAAAAAAUAAUAAGGACACAUGA
Leguminivora glycinivorella is the source of this 615-nucleotide messenger RNA. Its product is annotated as mpv17-like protein. Gene Ontology annotation, cellular component: cytoplasm; membrane. The transcript has a single exon. The coding region runs from base 1 to 615 and encodes 204 amino acids. The record is from RefSeq and is a predicted model, not a curated record. Lineage: Eukaryota; Metazoa; Arthropoda; Insecta; Lepidoptera; Tortricidae.